Messenger RNA from Gopherus evgoodei (Goodes thornscrub tortoise), 939 nucleotides. RefSeq names its product platelet basic protein-like. The transcript has 4 exons. The record is from RefSeq and is a predicted model, not a curated record. Gene Ontology annotation, molecular function: chemokine activity. Bases 134 to 628 code for a protein of 164 amino acids. NCBI's taxonomy places the organism in Eukaryota, Metazoa, Chordata, Testudines, Testudinidae. Gene Ontology annotation, biological process: immune response. Gene Ontology annotation, cellular component: extracellular region.
GGCGCAAAUAUUCUUGCUCUCCCUGGGCUCUAAACUGCUUGGUUAGGGUUAGGCUUUGUUCAAACAGCAAAUCACAGCACACGGGAGAGCUCCCCAGUCAUUCUGGCUUUGUAGCUGUCUUGCCUUCAUUUUCAUGGAAGGCAGAAACCCUGCCAGGAAGCAGCUGAUACUCUCCUUGCUGCUGGGUUGGGCAUGGGAAUGCCCCCUGACUGCAGCUGCCUUUAUUGAGCUGCUUCUUGUGCCACUCCCCGGAGCUAGCAUGUCCCUCAUGGCCAAGGUGGCCUUCGUAGGCAUGCUCCUCUUCUACCUGUGCCCCGGGCACCAAACAGUCCUGCAGGCCCAGGCACUUCAUGUGCUCACUAGGUGCACGUGCUUGAAGUUCCAAGAGAAGGUUCAUCCCAGAUUCAUGAUGGAUUUCCAGAUCAUUGAGAAGGGAGCUCACUGCCAUCGCCAUGAGAUCAUAUUAACCGUGAGGCUCCAGAAAGGCCCAAGAGAAACAUAUCUCGACUUAUCUAAGAAGCAAGGGAAGGAUCUGCUGCAUUGCUGGAAGAGAAACCUGAAGAACCCCAGGAAGCAGCACCACUGCAUGAGGAGGGGGCAACGACACAGGACCAGGGCAAAGCAGUGAGUACAAUGCACAGGCAAGGCCAUGCUCUGGGCUCCAGGUGCAGGCCUCCCGGGGCUCCCCCUGCACGGGAACUAGCUGCGGCCAAGUGAGAUGAAGCAGGGAGAACUCCCCGCCCAGCUUGUGGCCCAGAGUAGGACUUGGAUCCACAGCCUGUCAGCCCAGGCUGCUCUCACAGUGAGAUAACAAGUGAGUGCGGCCUGGCCAGGCCAGGGUGGGGCUGGGCCAGGAUGUGAGAACACACGCCUUGGGUUUGCCAUGCCCUUCCUCCCCAGUCGAGGCUUAUGAGCAGGGUAUCCAUUAUGCAGAGGUAU